AUGGUUUUCUUCUCCCCCGCCUUCGUUGCGAUUGCUGCGUCCUUUUUCGCUGGCUCCACGUUCGCCCAUCCAGGACAUGACAUCCAGGCUGAGAUUGCAGAGCGUGCUGAGUAUCGUGCUCGCGCCCAGUACACGAACCUCGAUCACUGCGCCGAGAAGCUUCAAGCCCGCUCAGCCAGCAUGAUUGCUCGUCGCAAGACAGAGGUUGAGAAACUACGUCUCAAGCGUGGCAUUGUCAAGAGAAGCUUUGCGGAUGUGUUGGCUACCGACCACCACUCCAACCAGACUGUCACACCAUGUAGUCCGGAUGAGCUCAUCUUUGGCAGCAACAGCUCCUGCAUCUUGCAACCCGAGACAACCGAGGGUCCCUACUGGGUUUCCGGCGAGCUCGUGCGUAAGAACAUUACUGAUGGCAAUGCUGGCGUCCCGUUGACUUUCGACGUCCAAAUGAUCAACAUUAACACCUGCGAGCCUUUCAAUCAAGUCGCUCUUGAGGCUUGGCACUGCAACACCACGGGAGUGUACGGCGGUGUGAUUGCUGGCAGCAACGGAAACACGGCCGAUGCGUCGAACAUCAACAACACCAUGUUCCGUGGUAUUCAGUUCUCUAACGAGAACGGCAUCAUGCAAUUUGAUACGACGUUCCCUGGUCACUACACCGGCCGUACCACUCACAUCCAUAUCCUCGCGCAUGUCAACUCCACCCUCAACCCCAUGAACGGCACCCUCCUUGGCGGCCACGUCUCCCAUGUCGGCCAGCUCUUCUUCGACCAGUCACUCAUCAAUGAGGUCGAGGCCGUAGCACCCUACACCACCAACACCCAGGAGCUCCUCCUCAACGCAGAUGAUGGCAUUUUCGAAGGCGAAUCCGCCAACACAGAUCCUGUUUUCAACUACGUCUACCUUGGCGAUGCGGUCGAGGAUGGCUUGUUUGGUUGGGCUACGGUUGGUUUCGAUCCAACAGCUGUUACGACGCCCCGUGCCGCGGCUUACGUCGAUGAGAGUGGCGGUCAUGCCAAUGCUGGUGGUAUUGGUGGCGGCCCUGGAGGUCCGCGACCUACGGGACGUCCUCCGGGCUUUCCGUCGGGCGUUCCUUUCCCAACCGGAUCUGGCGUUGCGAUGCCGACAGGCUCGGCUUAA
Dothidotthia symphoricarpi CBS 119687 is the source of this 1140-nucleotide messenger RNA. Its product is annotated as extracellular dioxygenase-like protein. NCBI's taxonomy places the organism in Eukaryota, Fungi, Ascomycota, Dothideomycetes, Pleosporales, Dothidotthiaceae. The transcript is spliced from 3 exons. The record is from RefSeq and is a predicted model, not a curated record. Bases 1 to 1140 code for a protein of 379 amino acids. Gene Ontology annotation, molecular function: oxidoreductase activity, acting on single donors with incorporation of molecular oxygen, incorporation of two atoms of oxygen; iron ion binding.